Messenger RNA from Etheostoma cragini (Arkansas darter), 3631 nucleotides. It is a transcript of the gene slc8a1b, whose product is annotated as solute carrier family 8 member 1b. Gene Ontology annotation, molecular function: calcium:sodium antiporter activity. Gene Ontology annotation, biological process: cell communication; calcium ion import across plasma membrane; sodium ion transmembrane transport. The coding region runs from base 589 to 3426 and encodes 945 amino acids. The transcript is spliced from 11 exons. The record is from RefSeq and is a predicted model, not a curated record. Gene Ontology annotation, cellular component: postsynapse; sarcolemma; axon. Lineage: Eukaryota; Metazoa; Chordata; Actinopteri; Perciformes; Percidae.
CCUGCACAUACACAGACACUCUAGCUUUCACACACACACACACACACAUACUCUCUCUCUCUCUCACUUUCUUUCCCACUCGCUCUGGCUCUCUCUCUCGCGCGCUGCAUGGAGCGAGAGGGGGGAUUGGAAAGGAAGAAUGAGGAAGAAGUCCGCCUUGCUGCGCGCCUCGUCCCAACAAAUGCGGGUUUGCUGAUGAAGCGCCGCGCCGGUUAUCCGAUCGUACAGGUCGCGCUGCAUGGAAACGGGGAGUAGGCAACAUCAGAUAACAACAGCAACAGAUAAAAAUCUGUCAGUGCAUGGGAAUCCGGACACCUCUCCCUUUCUCUUUUACGUCUCAGUCGGUGGAUACGCCGCUUUGGCUGGCGUAUAAGAGCUCCCUGCGUCUCCAUUUCCAUUCCCCACUACUGGCUUACCUCUACUAGCCUACCACUACUACCACUCCUCCUCUCACUCAUUGUACUGCUAGCUGUAGUCUCGCUUUUAGGCUACUACUGACUGUCUUCUCCGUAUUGUGGACUCUCUCUGGAUAAAAAGGUUCAAAAUCCUCGUUAAUCGUUACUUCACAGUACUGCUUUGGGCAUCAACAUGGGUCGCUGGGAUCACUCCUCCCUCCUGUCCCCUGCCCUAAGGCUAGCUGUCCUCAGUGUUAUUCUCCUACUCGAGCUCCAUCCUUCGUUGGCUGGCGCUCCCCCUGAGCAGAGCUUGGGUGGCUCCGUUUCAGCUGUAUCUACUAAUAAAACUGAAUGCAGCAAAGCUGAGGUAUGCCAAAAGGGUGUGAUCCUUCCUAUUUGGGAGCCCCAAAACCCGUCAUUUGGUGACAAAGUGGCCCGAGCAACAGUUUACUUCGUGGCUCUGAUCUACAUGUUCCUGGGUGUGUCAAUCAUCGCAGACCGUUUUAUGGCAUCAAUAGAAGUCAUCACGUCACAGGAAAAGGAGAUCACCAUCAAGAAACCCAAUGGGGAAACCACCACCACCACCGUUCGGAUCUGGAACGAGACUGUCUCCAAUCUCACCCUCAUGGCUCUGGGCUCUUCGGCUCCUGAGAUCCUGCUGUCCGUCAUAGAAGUCAUAGGUCAUAAGUUCCAGGCUGGCACACUGGGCCCCUCCACCAUUGUGGGCUCUGCGGCGUUCAACAUGUUUGUCAUUAUCGGGCUUUGUGUGUACGUCGUGCCCGACGGCGAGACAAGGAAGGUCAAGCAUCUCCGCGUCUUCUUUGUCACGGCCACCUGGAGUAUCUUCGCCUAUAUUUGGCUCUACCUGAUCCUGGCCGUGAUCUCACCUGGUGUUGUGCAUGUGUGGGAAGGGCUGCUCACUUUCUUCUUCUUCCCCAUCUGUGUGUUGUUCGCCUGGGUGGCUGACCGCCGUCUGCUGUUCUAUAAGUACGUGUACAAGCGCUACCGCACUGGCAAGCAGCGUGGGAUGAUCAUCGAGACCGAGGGAGACCGUCCACUUCCUUCCAAGGUGGACAUUGAGAUGGAUGGGAAGAUGCUGAACUCUCAUGGUGUUGACUUCCUGGAUGGUACGCUGGGUUUGGAAAUAGAUGAGAAGGAUCUGGAUGAGGAGGAGACCCGGAGAGACAUGGCUAAGAUCCUGAAGGAGCUCAAGCAGAAACACCCUGACAAGGAGGUGGAACAACUCAUUGAGCUGGCCAACUACCAAGUCCUGAGCCAGCAGCAGAAGAGCCGCGCUUUUUAUCGAUGCCAGGCCACCCGGCUGAUGACAGGUGCUGGCAACAUCCUGAAGAAACAUGCUGCCGAUCAGGCACGAAAGGCCGUCAGCAUGCAGGAGGUUCGCGCUGAUGCUGGUGAUAACGACCCAAUCUCUAAGAUCUUUUUUGAGCCCUGUUCUUACCAGUGCCUUGAGAACUGCGGCACCGUGGCGGUGAACGUGAUGCGACGUGGUGGCGAUUUGGGCAAAACCAUUUCUGUGGACUACCGAACAGAAGACGGCACCGCCAACGCUGGCUCGGACUACGAGUUCACAGAGGGCGUGGUGAUCUUCAAGGCUGGUGAGACAAUGAAGGAGAUCCGUGUGGGCAUCAUUGACGAUGACAUCUUUGAAGAGGAUGAAAACUUCCUGAUUCACCUUUCCAAUGUCAAGGUGUUGACAUCAGAAGGCGAGGAGCCCGAGGAAGGCGAGUCAGCUAAUCAUGUGGACUCAAUAGUGUGUCUCGGCCUACCCUCCACAGCAACCGUAACCAUCUUUGAUGACGACCACGCCGGCAUCUUUACGUUCGAGGAGCCUGUAUUCCAUGUGAGCGAGAGUGUUGGCACCAUGGAGGUGAAGGUGCUGAGAACGUCGGGGGCUCGUGGCGUGGUCAUGUUGCCAUUCAAGACAGUGGAGGGAACAGCACGAGGUGGCGGAGAAGACUUUGAAGAUGUUCACGGCAUCCUGGAAUUUCAGAACGACGAGAUCUUUAAAACCAUCAAGGUGAGAAUUAUCGACGACGAGGAGUACGAGAAGAACAAAACCUUCUACUUAGAGAUCGGAGAGCCUCGCCUGGUGGAGAGCAGUGACACCAAAGAAGAACAACUGAAGGAACAGAAGGAGGAAGAAGAAGCGCUGACAGGAAAAGAUGAAGAGGAGCAGCGCAUUGCUGAUAUGGGCCGUCCCAUGCUGGGAGACCACGUCAAACUGGAGAUCAUCAUAGAGGAAUCAUAUGAGUUCAAAAACACAGUGGACAAGCUGAUAAAGAAGACCAACCUGGCUCUGCUGGUAGGAACCAACAGCUGGAGAGACCAGUUCAUAGAAGCCAUCACUGUGAGCGCAGGCGAGGAUGAUGACGACGAGGAGUGCGGGGAAGAGAAGCUGCCGUCAUGUUUUGACUACGUCAUGCACUUCCUCACCGUCUUCUGGAAGGUUAUUUUCGCCUUUGUCCCUCCCACAGAGUACUGGAACGGCUGGGCCUGCUUCGUCGUCUCCAUCUGCAUGAUCGGACUGCUCACCGCCAUGAUUGGGGACCUGGCCUCUCAUUUUGGCUGCACAGUGGGCUUGAAAGACUCAGUCACCGCAGUAGUAUUUGUUGCAUUGGGAACCUCUGUACCAGAUACCUUUGCCAGUAAGGUCGCUGCUACCCAGGAUCAGUAUGCAGAUGCGUCCAUCGGUAAUGUGACAGGCUCUAACGCUGUUAAUGUUUUUCUGGGCAUUGGGGUGGCGUGGUCCAUUGCUGCCAUCUACCACAGUAGCAGGGGGGAGGAGUUCAGGGUGGAUCCUGGCACACUGGCCUUCUCCGUCACGCUCUUCACCAUCUUUGCCUUUAUCGCCGUCGGCACGCUGAUGUACCGGCGGCGGCCAGAGAUCGGUGGAGAGCUGGGAGGGCCCCGGACAUCGAAGGUCCUGACCUCCAUGCUGUUUUUUAGCCUGUGGCUCCUCUACAUCCUCUUCUCCUCACUGGAGGCCUACUGCCACAUCCAGGGCUUCUAAGACAACAGGAGAUGACGAAGAAAAAGGGUGGGACAGAAGGAGAACAUGGAGCAAAAAAAACGAGGGAAGGUGAAUGAAUGGAUGGAUUUGGAAAUUAAAGCAGUCUCAUUGAUCGAUCACUCCCUCCCUUUACGCAGUAGAUUAAAUAACGGAUGAAUGGAUGGAUGUAGAGAUGAAGAAAUGGACACAUCAAAGCAUCUAAAAA